CUCUCUCCUUUAGGCCCCAGUGGCCUUCCACAGUGCAGUACCUUCAAUCUUUAAUGAAGAAACGAAACUUAGGAGAAGAUGAAUAUAUAACACACACACACACACACACACACACAGAGAGAGAGAGAGAGAGAGAGAGAGAGAGAAAAUUCUGUCGUCUGAGAAAAGAUUCUGUGAUUUUAAAAACGGGAAGACAAGAGUAUAUUCAGAGACAAAGAAAUUCAGGGUGUUUCAGGAACCUCAAAUAGAAAGUUUACUACUAUCUGACAAGCAAGAAUAAGAAUUCCUCAAGGGUGUCUACUGCUUUCAACAGAUGUACCAUUGAAACUGACUUGACCUCCUGACCACAUCCGUACCAUUCCUCCUACAAUGAGCUUGUGCAGUGCAGACGACACCACCCAAAGUCCUGCAAGCAGGCCAGCACAGCUACAGUUGGUGCUGGUGGGAAGAACACGUUCAGGUAAAAGUGCCACUGGAAACACCAUCUUGGGUAAAAAAUGUUUCCCAUCUGAACCGAGCAUGACCUCAGUGACUAAGCAAUGCCAGAAGGAAUGUGAAGUAGUCCAGGGGCGGAGCCUGGCUCUGAUUGACACUCCUGGCUGUUUCAACGCCUCCCUCCAACAAAGUGAGAUAGAACAGGAAGUGCUAAGAGGUAUGGUCAUGUGUUCACCUGGACCACAUGCAUUUCUGCUCAUCAUACCAAUCGGUCAGUUCACAGAGGAGCAGCAGCAGACUGUAAAUAUGAUUGAGGAAACUUUCGAGGAGAACAUCAGUGACCACACAAUCAUCAUAUUUACCCGUGCAGACGAGCUGGAAGGAGAGCCAAUUGAGGAUUUUAUAUCAAAACAGGACAAAAGAAUCAAGGAUCUUAUUGCACGAUUUGGUGGGCGUUUCUUGGCUUUCCACAACAAGAACCCAGAGAAUGGGGACCAGGUGAAACAGCUCCUGAAGAAGCUGGAUGAGCUGCUGGAACAGAACAAGUACCGUCACUUCACCAACCAGAAAACGGUGGUUGUAGAGAAGGCACUAGUAAUGUUGGAACAGAAAAAGCAAGAAAAACUAGCUGAAGCAAUUAAGAAGGCCAAGCAGGAAGUAAGGCAGAUGGCUGAACGUCACCGGGCCAACAUCAUUAAAGCCCUGGAGGAGAAGAAGCAAGAGAUAGAAAAAGACAGGAAGUACUUCCAAGGCAAAAUCAAUAAAUUAGUUGUUGAGAUAAGAGAUGAAAAUGUUGAAGAUCCACACAGGCUGCAGUUGCUGCAGCAAGCUCUACAUAGUGCAAAAAACAGCCUUGGAAACCUGGAGAAAGAGAAGGAGUUAAAGAUAAAGGAAUGUGAAGAAAAGAUAAGGAGACUGGAAAUAUGGAUCAAGGAAGAAGAGCAGAGAAGAGAGCAAGAGGAGAGAGAAAAAGCUUCAAAUGAGGAUGAACACAAAUGGUAUUAUGAUGAAAAAUAUUUCACUAUUGUGAAGUACCUCGUUGUUUUUUUGGGAGGCGCUGGAACUGGAGUUGCAAUUUGGUUGGCACCUGCACUUUUUUCCAGUGCAGUAACCAUAGAACAGGCAUCAGUGUUAACUGCAGUGCUCGGACCAAGUCUUUCUACGGCCGUGACAACAGUGGUUUCAAAAGCAGUUUCUGUUUCAGGUCGCUUGAUGACUAGCUCUUGUUCCAUUCAGUAACCCAAAAGCAUAUCAUAUAUCUUCAUCAUAUAUCUGUUUGAUCAUACAGGUUUAUAAGAAUCUUUAAUGUGUCCUUAUGUAGUCUGUGAGUGAUAAAUCUGUCUCAAUGUUGUUAUUACACUGAUAAUUUCUUUUUAUUACUGCAUAUACUAAUCUUGCUUGUAUACUAAUACUGAUUGCAUCCCUCACCACCUUUAGGACAAAACUUUUGGCUUUUCAGGGUUUUCCUGUGAAAAAGGAUUCCUUUGUUUUGAGGUAUCAGCGAAUCACACUGAAUGCUACAUGGUGUGUUUGAAUCCCUAAGCUGGCGCUUAAAAUUCAAUUCAAGUUAAUUAAUGAGAUCAACAUGGAAAGUUGCCCUCUCCAAAAUGGCGCGGUAGCAUACCAAUAAGACACCAUUUCUUCCUCGGGAUAGUUGAAAUGUCUCUGUCGCCCUCUUGUGGUUGCCUGCAGUUCAAUUCUUAUUCUAUCCCAAUCACACAGAUGGCUCACCGUAUUGUGAGCAAUGUAGUUUAACCUAUUUCCUUGGAACUUUAUAUUGUUAUUUCCUUUGGGUUAUGUAAAGAAUCAUAUUAUCUUGCAUGAGAUAACAUGAGACUUCAUUUAUAAACAGUAACUACAUAAACCAAUAUUUAAAACUAAUGUAUAGGUCUACCUUUUCUUAUAAAUAAAUGUACCUCCUCCCUGAGCGGCAUUAAAUAUGUUUAUAUUUACAUUUUUGUGAUGCGUUUGUGAUUCUGGUGCUGUCACAGGGGGACAUUGCUAGUUCAUAUACAAUGCAAUCUUAAACUUGAAUGAUAGUCAGGUUUCUCUGUUGACUCCUAAAAACAAAAGAGCAAGACCUUCUUUUCACACUCACUAUUUUCCAACCAACGUUCAAUGCUGUUGAUAAGAAGUCCAGCAUAGUAGUAGUAGUAGACAUCAAAUGUUGGACUCAAUUUCCAGAAUGGCAUGCUGAUGGGAGGAAACCCACUGGAACAGCAACCCAAGCUCGGUAUCAAACCGUGGACCCUUGAACUGUGAACUACCAACAAUACCUCCUGCAGCACUGUAUCUCCUACUUCUAUGUGAUAUUGGUGUUUUUUCAGGUUGCUGUGCCAUGAAUGACAAAGUGUUCUUGUUGAGUAAGAACUUUUGCUAGUGUUUGGUAAAGCGUGAGUUGAUUUUGAAAUAUUUUUAAAACAUGUAAUCCAACGCCUGUUUAUUGACAAUAAUAUCAUUGUCUAUUAUGCGAAAUACCUGAAUGCAUUAACAAAAUAAAAAAGUAAUCGUCA
Messenger RNA from Ictalurus furcatus (blue catfish), 2948 nucleotides. Its product is annotated as GTPase IMAP family member 7. The record is from RefSeq and is a predicted model, not a curated record. Gene Ontology annotation, molecular function: GTP binding. NCBI's taxonomy places the organism in Eukaryota, Metazoa, Chordata, Actinopteri, Siluriformes, Ictaluridae. The coding region runs from base 370 to 1674 and encodes 434 amino acids. The transcript has 2 exons.